AUGCACGCGGGGCUCCUGGGGCUCUCUGCCCUGCUGCAGGCGGCCGAGCAAAGCGCGCGCCUCUGCUCCAUAGUUUACUACUUUACCACAGGCCAUCUCCUCUGGGGGUGGCUGGCCUUUUCUGUCCUCCUACCCGGCUUCUUGGUCCAGGCCUUGAGUUUUCUGUGGUUCCAAGCAGAUGGGCAUCAGGGUCACUGGUGGCUGGCGGUACUGCAUCUUCUGCAGCUUGGCGUCUGGAAGCGGCACUGGGACUCUGUGGCAACAGCUCUGUGGAAGGGAAAGGAGGCUCCCUGCUGGGGACAACUACACCUGCAGGAGGCGGACCUGGCAGCCCUGCGGCUCCUGGAGGCUCUGCUGCAGACAGGGCCCCACCUGCUGCUUCAGGUGUAUGUGUUCCUAGCCUCUGACUUCACAGACACUGUGCCAGGAAUCAGUGCCCUACUUUCCUGGUCUUCACUGUCCUGGGCUCUAGUGUCAUACAACCGUUUCCUGGGCAUCAUGAAGCCAGGCCACCAUACCAUGCUAUGGGCUGCUCUCUUGUGCCAGCAGCUCUGGAGGAUGGGCAUGCUGGGUGCUCGUGUGCUGAGCCUGGUUCUGUUCUGCAGAGUUUACCAUGUUUGGGUUUUGGUGGUCGGAGGUGCUCACUGGUUGGUGAUGACCUUCUGGCUCGUAGCCCAGCAGAGCGACAUUAUAGAGAGCACCUGCCACUGGAGGCUGUUCAAUCUGCUGGUGGGGGCUGUGUUCAUCCUCUGCUACAUCAAUUUCUGGGACAGCCCUUCCCGAAGCAGGAUGGCCAGCUUCUACUUGGUCAUGCUGCUGGAGAACGCCAUACUCUUACUACUGGCCACUGACUUUCUACAGGGAGCACCAGGGACCAGCCUGUGGACUGUGGUGGGGGUCUUGUCUGGAUUUCUGAUUGGGUGUGCAUCACUGGUUAUUUAUUACAGCCUACUACACCCUAAAUCCUCAGACAUCCAGGAGAGCUUCAUGAGGAGAUGCUGUGGCCCCAUAGAGGAUAACAAAGCUGAAUCAGAGCCUCCUCCCAGGGCCAUGGUUCCCACAGUGGAGAGGCCAGACGGCUCAAGCUGGUGCCAAGAGGAAAGCUAUGAGCUAACAAGUCUAGAUAAGGGCCCCAGCCCAGAGCAGAACACUGCAGAGGUGGGGCUGGGGGAGCAGAGAUCUGGGGAGUACUCCAUCUUCAGCCACCACCACUGGCUGUUGCUGAAAUUUGCGCUCAAGACAGGAAGUGUAUCUAAGAUCAACGCAGCCCUCGGAGGUGACAGCCCUGGCUGCUCCUGUGAUCUGCAGAGGAAACCCCUGUUUUCCCAGCAAGACCUCCCAUCCUCUCCUUGUGACCCUUUGACCUUGGAGAAAGGGUCUGAGUAUGCAGGGGCUCCGAAAGCAGAGAUGGAGUCACUGGAAACUUCAAGCUAUCUAUCCUUUGCCAGCGAGCUUGAGGACGAUCCAACAAGCCAGAAGCCACCAGCUACACAGGAGGAUAGGCCAAAGGCUGGGUCCAAGGCUGACCUUGCAGCUCAGGGGAAGGAGACAGAUGGUCCCCUGCAGGGGAAGGAAGGACAGGAGAGCACAACACUGUAUUUCAGUGCCACCAUGGACAGGACCACAUCCCACCAAAAAGGCAGCCCAGGAGCUUUGCGGACAUCCCGCGCUGGGACUUUAGGAGAGAACAGGCCCGGGCAGCCUGCGUUGCCUCAGGCAGUCACUAAGCCCUUUCCUGUCACCAUGGCCAACAUUAGUCCUAUUCCGGGCAGAAACUUCUGCCCCAGUGCGGGGCUCCCUGGAAGAGCCCUGGAUAGUUCAGAGUGUGAGGAGUGGAAAGACCCAGCAAAGGACCCAAGUACGCAAAGCUCAUUGCCAAAGAUGCAGCUGAAAGCAGCUGAAGAACCCUGCUUCACGUCUACCCCUAAGUCCGAGUCCGUCCCAAGGGACUCCAGCUACAGGGCCAGGGUGAAGCAGGAGAUGAGUUUUUUCAUCUAACCCUAGCCUUGGUGGAAAUAUGACAACAGGUCAAUACAUCAUCAGACUGCCCGCUUGGCAUCAUGGGAAGAGAAAUCCCACACGGGAC
This is a messenger RNA of Arvicanthis niloticus (Nile rat), 2086 nucleotides long. RefSeq names its product XK related 5 (gene Xkr5). Gene Ontology annotation, cellular component: membrane. The record is from RefSeq and is a predicted model, not a curated record. Lineage: Eukaryota; Metazoa; Chordata; Mammalia; Rodentia; Muridae.